AUGAACGCAGCGCGGCAGGCGUGUCGCCCCAAGCACCAGGUCCUGGUCCUAAAAUGCUACCCCAAGGUGCAGAAGAGCGAUGCCGAGGCCAAGGCCAAUUCGAGCGAGUUGAGCUACCUGCUCUUCUACGCCAGCACGCGCCGCAGUAAGCUGCAAAAGGUCGUCGACUUUCUGGACAAGAGGGCGACCAAGGAUGUGUGGAAGGUCCGGACGGGCAAUGUGCAGGUCACCAUGCAGAUCAUCAAGGCGCUGAUUGAGAAGUGCCCGCGCGACCUCCCCCUCUAUGCCACCGCUGUCCUGCAUAUCCUGCGCACUAUCCUCAAUUCCAACGACGUUACUAUGGUCGAGGAGUCGGUGCCCACCUUCGAAGCCCUAUGCGCGCAUCAGGACCCCGCCGCCCUCGCAGCCGACCAGGACUACAUCAAGAAGUACGAGGAGAUUGUACAACUAUACGCCCAAUUCGCGUCCAAGGAGACAGUCAAGACGGGCAAGGCUCCAGUCAGCUGGCCCGUCGCGAUCAGAUACCGGAAGGCCGGGCUGCAGGCGCUGAAGGCCAUUGCCUCGUCUGAGUCACUGGGGUCUGAGACCGGGCGCCAACUGGGCGCUGUCAUACCAGUCAUACUCCUCAACAUACACUCGGAGAGCGGCGCGUAUCUCAAGCGGUUGGAGACGCGGGAAGCCACCAAGGGCGAACAUGAGAAGGAGCUGGCAUUGCGACGGCGGCAGAGUGUGUCCACCGCGCGGACCGACGACGACGACGGCGACCCGAUUGCGGCAUCCGGUACAACGGAGGAUGCGGAUAAGCUUGCGGAAGAGGAGGUGGGAGUACUCGCGCUCCAGGCUCUGAGGAGCAUAUUCCAGGGUGUGAACAGAGGACAGCUCCGGCUCGCGACGUCCGCUGUGCUCAAGUUCAUCGGAUCACAUGUCAAGAGCCUGCAAGAAGCUGCACCGAACGAAAGCAGCCAUUGGGCCACUACACUCAUGGCCAUGAUCUGCGCAUGGGUCCCCGUACAAGACCGAUACACAAUCCUAGUAGGCGCAGUGGAAGCCCUGGUCCGCAGUCCAAUCGUGGAAGACGACCUCGAACGGCAGCUGACUCUGGCGACGAUCAUCGACUACCUUCUAGCCUCUACGAUCAACUUCAUCGGACUGAGCGUCAUGGAUGUUCUGGUCGGACUUAUUUCUCACUCGUUGCUACUCCUCCAACUCGGCGGACCGGGAUCAAAUAUCGUACCGCAUCAUCAGCAGACAACAUCGGUCGUAUCGGAGAAGGAGGGUAGCAAUGAAUCGUCGACGGCCAAUCUGGAUAGUGUCGUUAUGGAAGUCGUCAAGAAGCCUUCUGAUGCGAGGAUGCAGCUUCUGGAUACAGUGCAGAGAUGCAUGGCGGAUCUCGCGACGCACGUAUACUACACUGAUCAGAUAUCCGAUAUGGUGGAAGCGAUACUAAGCCGACUCAAGCCAUCGCGUCUCUCGAGCGUUUCCUCCACCACCGAAGCGAUACAGAACCCCGAAGGUGCGAUAGAUGCUGUUGCCGAUUCCAUCAGUAUGCAGGAGAAGACUCACGUGGAUCGAUUCUUCUCCUUCGAAACGGCACGCAUUACGGCUCUCGAUGCUGUCAAGGCCAUCAUCAAGACGGCGAACACCCGAAGACCAGAUGGUUCAUCGGCUUCUGUGUCGCGGAGCAAAGUUGGCGUGAGUGUUUGGGAAGGCACACAGUGGCUCCUGCGCGACCCGAGUGGUCAAGUCAGGAAAGCAUACGUCGAUGCGCUGAUCACUUGGCUGAACACGGAAAAGGACAAGGAAGAUUUGAAGAUUGUGGACAACUACAGGCGGAAGGAGAAGGAAAAUGAAAAGAAUGCGCUGGCUAGACGUGCGGUCUCGAAUGCUUCCAACAGGGAGAGGGUGUCGAAACGUGGUAGGGACACGUUUUUGCCAUUGCUCCAUCUGGCGGUAUACGAGAAUGCGCUCCACUAUGUCGACUCUGAGGCGGACUACCUGCUCCUCCAUUUACUGCUCACUACUCUGGUGAACAGACUCGGAGUGAACGCAGCGAGGAGCGGAUUGCCAAUGAUCAUGCGGCUGCAAGAGGACAUUGUCACCAUCGAAGAUCCCGGUGCUAAGCUGCGCCUGGGAAGCUUGGUACACGGAUACCUCUGGGCACUCAGCAUGACCUUGGACUUUGAGGUUUCUUCUGUCGGUCGCGCCCUCCACAACGAGAUCACGCGCAGAAGCAGCAAGGGUCUUUGGAUGAAGAGCAUACGCGUCCCGCCAAUGCCGAUCGAGCUGAUAGAAACACCUCACCCCACACCUGUCGCUAUUCCGUCAGAGAUUGUGGAGAACGAAGCGCUCAAACCCUUUGACAACCGCGAGGCAUUGGUCGAGAAGAUAUCGGAAGGUUAUUCGACUUCCCUAUACUCGCCACCUUCAUCGCCGCCGGGAUCACCUGGCCGUACGGUGUCUGCAUCUAUUCCUACCAUUCAUCAACCGACACAGCCUGUGAGCCAGCAGAGCGCGCCUGAACUUUCGUUCAAGGUCCGAGAAGAUCUUUUGGCGAACUGGAGUCGCGAAGACUGCCUAUCUUCCCACACGAAAGAUUCAUCAUCUGCUUCAAUCUCUGGUUCCAAGACAGGCACACACUACACUGCCGCUACGCAGAAGAACAACUUCCUCGGUGUCAACAUCCCCAACGGCAACCUCGAUAGCAAUGGUAGCUCGCCAGCCCAAAGCCCAAGGCGCGCACACAGCAGACCCCCAUCCGCUGCAUACGGUCUGGUAGGCCGUCUCUCCUCGCCAAACCGAAGCCGCAGUCCAGGCGACACACCAAACAGCUCCUCCUCUCUGCGUUCCACAGUCCGCGUCGACGAUCUCCGCCGCGCACUCUCCACAUCCGGUGGCGGCGCCCCUCGAACAGGCUACUCGCACCGCGCCCCCUCCCACCGACACCGCAAAUCUUCUUCCGACCACGCAUCUUCAGCGAGUGACUCGCUCGUUAGUGUGCAUUCCCUUUCGGAUGCUUCUUUCAUAACAACACACCCACCCACCGACUCUCAACAAGGACAAAAUCCUGAUUCUCCUACUACACCCGCUGCGACGCUUACGCCCCGCCCGGAAGGAACGACGGGAAUGAACUUCGGCACGAAUAACGGUAAUAAUGCCGGGGGUGGAGCGACUGCGGGGCAAAGUUCUUACACAAUGACAAACCUCCCCCCUGUCCCUCCCAUCCCAGAAGAACUGCGCUCUUCACCAAACGGCCAUGGUCAAAGCGAUACCCGCGAUUUCGCGACGAGACCCAAGACGGCGCCGAAUGGAAGUAAGGCUGGGCGUAGUAGGAGUGUCAAGAGUGGGGUUAGUAGGGGAAGGAGUGGUGAGAGAACGGCGAGAAGGGGUACUGGAGGUGCGGGAAGUAAACCGGAUUUUACCGGCUUUUUGGAUAGCAUUGGGGUUGAGGAUGGGGAUGAGGAUGAGAAUGGGAGUUUGGGGGGCAGUGUGGUGGAGAGUGUGGGGACGGGGGGUGGGGUGGGGAGGGCGCCUUAUUAG
Alternaria conjuncta is the source of this 3537-nucleotide messenger RNA. RefSeq lists its product as uncharacterized. The coding region runs from base 1 to 3537 and encodes 1178 amino acids. Gene Ontology annotation, biological process: protein localization to plasma membrane. The transcript has a single exon. Lineage: Eukaryota; Fungi; Ascomycota; Dothideomycetes; Pleosporales; Pleosporaceae. The record is from RefSeq and is a predicted model, not a curated record. Gene Ontology annotation, cellular component: plasma membrane.